UUGGCUUCCUUAGAGAUCCUUUCCGCAUCUGGACUAUCGAAAUUGAGUUAAUUACCUAAAAAUAACUAAGACAGUCAAACCGCCGCCUAAUUAUAAAAUCUAUUAACUCUAUAUUUUGAGAGCAAGCAUUUGGGAGGCUAGUGAGAGAAAUAAUCCAUAAUAAUUCAUCCACUUGCGAGCGCAGAUACUCGCACUCUAUCUUAACCCCAUAUUUUCUGACACUACAGCAUUCCAUCAAAAACCAUAACAAUCAACACUCCUAAAUAGUGAUAUUUCCUGGCUAGUUUAAGCAAUUUUCCCACAUUCCAAGCAAAUGUCGCGCUCCACUCGGUUCGAUACCAAAAAAGUGAAUUCAGAACUGGUAACUCUAACCUAUGGCACCCUGGUGGCUCAAAUGGUCAAAGACUUGGAGAAUCCAGACGAUGUUAGCAAACAGUUGGAUCGCAUCGGCUACAACAUGGGAAUUCGCCUGAUUGAAGACUAUCUUUCCAAGACCGGCUCAGGACGAUGCCUGGACCUCAAAGACACCGCGGACAAAAUACAGACAGCAUUCCGGAUGUAUUUGGGCGUCCAGCCAAAUGUGGUCAACUGGAGUCCGGCAGGAGACGAGUUUUCCUUCAGUCUGGACAGCAACCCUCUGACAGAACUGGUGGAACUACCAGACGAUCUCAAACAGCUGAAGUAUUGCAACAUUAUUUGCGGCGCUAUCCGGGGCGCUUUGGAAAUGGUGCAACUUGAUGUGCAAAGCUGGGUGGUCCAAGACCAGCUGAAAGGGGACCCAAAUACUGAAAUUCGAGUCAAGUUCAUUAGGAGAUUAGAGGACGCAAUGCCAGCCGGAGAGGACUAGGAGGCCCGAUGCGAUGUGCAAUAAUUAGCUGUAUUUAUUUGCCAUGUAUUUUCAAUAAUGGAAAGACUCUAUUAGGAUGUAAGUAGUACACCUUUCCCUAUUAAAAUAUUAUUGUGUCA
This is a messenger RNA of Dendroctonus ponderosae (mountain pine beetle), 966 nucleotides long. It is a transcript of the gene Bet3, whose product is annotated as trafficking protein particle complex subunit 3. Gene Ontology annotation, cellular component: TRAPP complex; cytosol; cis-Golgi network membrane. NCBI's taxonomy places the organism in Eukaryota, Metazoa, Arthropoda, Insecta, Coleoptera, Curculionidae. The coding region runs from base 314 to 847 and encodes 177 amino acids. The transcript has a single exon. The record is from RefSeq and is a predicted model, not a curated record. Gene Ontology annotation, biological process: endoplasmic reticulum to Golgi vesicle-mediated transport; intra-Golgi vesicle-mediated transport.